Molecule: messenger RNA, 2391 nt
Organism: Setaria italica (foxtail millet)
Lineage: Eukaryota; Viridiplantae; Streptophyta; Magnoliopsida; Poales; Poaceae
Product: protein RICE SALT SENSITIVE 3
Exons: 5
Coding region: 941-2146 (401 amino acids)
Source: RefSeq, a predicted model, not a curated record
GCAGUCGUCGUUCGUGCGCGUGCAAUUUUUCCCGCACAGUCCGCCGCUAGCUCGGCUAUGGCUGCUAGCUAGUUGUAGGCUCGACGACGACGACCGUAUGAAGCUAGCUGGAUGACAGGACGCCGGCCUCCACCUCUAAUUAGCCCGGCAAAUUCGCGCGCGGCCGUGCCCCGGCUGUCCCCAGUGCUCCGAUUAGGACCAGAGCGCCCCGCCCUGUGCGCCGAGUGUGAUUGAUGCUAAUACUCGAGCUCGUUCAUUAGUGCCGUGGUUGCAGCUUGAUUUGGACGGAGGAGAGAGAGAGGGAUGGACAGAGAGAGAAAAGAGGAACGGGGAUGGGAUGGGUGCGUGUGCUUUCAUCUUUUCACUUUGUUCCGUCUUAGGUCCUCUUUGGCACGGCUUAUUUCGGCUUUGGCUUCAUCUAUUUCACGUAAAUCGAGACACUGUAGCGUGAAGCCGUUUUGUAAGCCGGGACUAAAAUGAACUAGAAGCCGGGUGAAGCCAGUUUUUUUAGCUUCACCGACUUUGGCUUCACCGGUGAAGCCGUUUUGAGAUAAGCCGUGCCAAAGGGGGCCUUAUUCUUACCAAGACGCAGCAGAGGUCUUUUCAGUUUUACUACUAGUGUUAUUAACCUGUGUGGUAACUAGUACUACUGCUGAUCUGCGUGGUAGUUAACGAGAGAGCUAGCUUAGAUCAGUAGCUAGUAGCAUGCGUGGUGUGUAGGGGGUAAUUAUGUGUGUGGUGUAGGUGAGCUUAACGCGGCCAUUUUUGAAGUCGUGGCUGCUGCUCGCUAGCUGCUUUUGGCGAGGACUACGGACCGGGGCGCUGUCACGUGCGGGGCACGUUGGUUGGAGUGGGGCGGUGCCUCGUGAGGCAUAAACAAAUCCCCGCGCGUCAGUGGGGUUAAUUGCCGGAUCAAUCUGUGAUUAACAAAUCCCAGAUUAUGCUACGCUACGCUCACAGCCAGAUGCUACACAGCAGCGCUUGUCAGCAGCAGCAAUUUCUUCGGUUUGAGAGGAUUGGUAAAACUUGUAGUUUAAAGAGAGGAGCGAGAGGCAUCGUCAGACAUGCGUGUCACGACGUUACCUUGUCUCUGCGUGCCUGUGUGUUUCGGCUGAUGGGAAAGGUGGCCUCUGAUAAAUGUCACAAAUGGGUCUUCAAGGAACCUUCUGAAUGCGAGCCCAACAUCUCCAACUACUGGCAGAGCUCUUUCGACGCACUUCCUCCCGAAUGGACCGAUCAGUUCGCAUCAGGCAUCCAGACCAUAGCUGUGAUCCAAGCGGGGCAUGGCCUCCUGCAGCUGGGUUCUUGCAAGAUUAUACCCGAGGACCUGCACUUCGUGCUGCGGAUGCGACACAUGUUCGAGUCGCUGGGCUACCAGUCGGGCUUCUUCCUCUCCCAGCUCUUCUCCUCCUCGCGGGGGGCCUCGCCGACGCCGCCGUUCCCGCUCAAGCAGCCGGCGCCGGCUGCCGCGCGCCCCCCGCCGCAGCUCUUCAACUGGCCGGGCCACCAGCCGCCGCAGCUCCCGCCGGCCGCGGGCGCGUCGCCGCUCUUCCCGCCAGGCCCCGCGGCCGCGUUCCACCCGUCGGCCGCGCGCCCGAUGCCGCCGUUCCCUGGCGGCAAGCAGGACGAGGGCCACAUGUUCCACCUCCCGCCAGCGCACCAUGGCGGCGGCAAGCCGCCGCACAUGGACGAGCAGCACCAGCAGCAGGCGAUGGGGCCGGGCGGCGGGGAGGCUCCCGACGGCGACCUCCGGUGGCCUAACGGGCUGUCCUUCUUCACCGCCCUCACCGGGCGCGCGGACGACGCGAAGCUGCUGUUCGGCGGCCCCGGUGGAGGCGGAGGCGGCGCGGACGAGGAGAAGGCAGCGCCGGACGCCGCACAGGGCGGGGCCGAGAACGUGGAGGAGUACCUCAGCCUGGAGAGCCACUCGAACAAGGCGAGGAGGGUGGAGAGCGCCGCCCAGAGCACCAAGUUCAAGAGGAGCUUCACGUUGCCCGCGCGGAUGAGCUCGCCGGCGUCGACGUCCCCGUCCGUGUCGGCCUCCACGGCACCGCCGCCGCCGCAGCAGCAGCAGCAAGGGAUGGAGUACCGAGGCCCGCACGAGGGCGGCGUCUACUCGGACCUGAUGGAGACGUUCUUGGAGUAGCCGUUCGUAGCCCUCGCUCGUCCGUAGCACGCAUCACGAUCGAUCGGUUCAAGAUCACUACGACAAGUGCACGUUUUGUUUCAUUCUCUCCCUGCUCCCAACCUAUGUUUUACGUUUGGAGUUUUAAUCGCAUAUGUUUAAUUAGAUUUUUAUUUUCUCCGUUUCUUUUCCUCGUGUACGUCUUCCUCUUCUUCUAGCAGUAGUUGUAGCAGCUCGAUCGUAAUGCAGAAAAACCUUGAUGGAUA